Molecule: messenger RNA, 4389 nt
Organism: Gymnodraco acuticeps
Lineage: Eukaryota; Metazoa; Chordata; Actinopteri; Perciformes; Bathydraconidae
Gene: sesn1
Product: sestrin 1
Exons: 10
Biological process (GO): cellular response to leucine starvation; negative regulation of TORC1 signaling; regulation of response to reactive oxygen species
Cellular component (GO): nucleus
Molecular function (GO): L-leucine binding; oxidoreductase activity, acting on peroxide as acceptor
Source: RefSeq, a predicted model, not a curated record
CCUCCUGUCGUUUCUACCCUGGGACCUAUGCCUGGGACUAACGUUACUGGUCAGUGCUGUGGCUGCAAGGCGCCCCGUAACAGAAGACCUGCUCCGGAUAAACCUUUUGUAAGACAGCACAAACGUUAGCCCUACAUCAAAAGAUGGAAGUGCAGGAUCAGGAGUCUCUGGGGCGAUGGGAAGAGCUCGGCAGCCGGGAUGCCAUCUCCAGAACUGAAGCCAUGGAGAACAUCCGCCAGGACGUCAUGAGGAGAGUGGAGACCAUCAGACCCAUUACAACAUUGGCUCCAGCAUCGAAAAGCCCUCUUAAAAGUGACCUGAAUGACAUCCUGGCUCACCUUCUCAUGCUGACCAAGCGCUGUCCCUUCGAUGACGUCAAGGAGCAAUGCGUCCGGAUUCUACAGGGCGUCCAGGACUUGGGAGUUAGAAUCCCAAGACCCUUAGGAAACGGACCAAGUAGAUUUAUCCUGAAAAAGAGGUAAGAGACAAUUCUGGAAGUCAGUAAAGUGGACGCCAGGACACAGUCGAUAUUUGAGGAUGCGUUUGCAGCCCUAGGUCGCCUCGACAACAUUUCUCUGGUGAUGGGCUUCCACCCACAGUACCUGGGGAGUUUCCUCCGGACUCAGCACUACCUGCUGCAGAUGGACGGGCCCCUCUCUUUGCACUACCGACACUACAUCGGCAUCAUGGCGGCAGCUAGACACCAGUGUUCCUACUUGGUGAACCUCCACGUGAAUGACUUCCUCCAGGUCGGGGGGGAUCCCAAGUGGCUGAACGGCCUGGAUGAAGCCCCGCAGAAGCUCCAGCAGCUCGGGGAACUCAACAAAAUCCUGGCCCACCGACCAUGGCUUCUCACCAAGGAACACAUUGAGCGCCUUCUGAAGGCAGAGGAGCACAGCUGGUCCCUCGCAGAGUUAAUCCACGCCGUGGUCCUCCUCACACACUACCACUCCCUCGCCUCCUUCACUUUCGGCUGCGGCAUCACGACGGAGAUCCACUGCGACGGUGGACACACUUUCAGACCGCCCUCCCUCAGCCAAUACUGCGUCUGUGACAUUGCCAAUGGCAACGGUCAUUCCAUUCAUCACAACGAUUCGCUUGGCAACCAGGAGUUGUGCGGCGAGGUGGAGGUGCUGAUGGAGCGCAUGAAGCAGCUGCAGGAGUGCGACGAUGAGGAGGCGAGUCAGGAGGAGAUGGCGACUCGCUUUGAGAAGGAGAAGACUGAGAGCAUGCUGGUGGCCACAGCGGAGGACGAGGAGUGUGUCCCUUCCAGAGACAUCUCCCGACACUUUGAGGACCCCAGCUAUGGCUACAAAGACUUCUCCAGGAGGGGGGAGCACGUGCCCACAUUCAGAGUGCAGGACUACAGCUGGGAGGAUCAUGGCUUCUCUCUGGUGAACCGACUGUACCCUGAUGUUGGUCAGAUGCUGGACGAGAAGUUCCAGAUGGCCUACAAUCUGACGUACAACACCAUGGCAACACACAAGGAUGUGGACACCAGCAUGCUGCGCCGGGCCAUCUGGAACUACAUCCACUGCAUGUUCGGCAUCAGGUAUGAUGACUACGAUUACGGGGAGAUAAAUCAGCUUCUGGACCGUAGCUUUAAAAUCUAUAUCAAGACUAUGGUGUGUAGUCCUGAGAAGACCACCAAACGAAUGUAUGAGAGCUUCUGGAGGCAGUUUCAGCACUCCGAGAAGGUCCACGUUAAUCUGCUUCUUAUGGAAGCGCGAAUGCAGGCGGAACUGUUAUACGCUCUGAGAGCGAUCACCCGCUACAUGACAUGAAGUGCUUUUGGCCUAUUUAUCGUUGUCUUUUGACUGUCUUUGUCGUUGCUCAUAAUGGGACACUUCAAGAAAAAGAAAAAAAAAGAAUAUAAAAGUGGGGGAAACGUGAAAAGCCCUGGGUUGUGAUGGUGCUUGUUUGAUGGAUGUUGAGAAGAGGAUCAGAACAAAUUUAAAGAAAAUAACUGAAGUCAUCUCAGACUGGAUACACAAGCUCGUGUUGCCUGCAGUGCCAAAACUGACCAAGAGAGGGCCGCCUGGAGCAAACUCCGGCUCUGCUCGGGGUUUGUUCCAGGGAGAGGUUUCAGUGGUCCAGCAUAUCUCUUCUGUCUCCUGGUAGAGUGAAGACCCACAGAAAAGCCCAGAAAGCUGUGCAGCCAGAAACAGUCUGCACUUUGAUUCUGUUGUCACUGUUAUAUUUGUUAGUUUCUUUAAUAUCUUUUUUUUCAUUUUGUAUUAAGGGAAGUUGUUGUCGAUGUGGUUGCUUUUAGUGCUAACUGGAGAUGGAAGCAUUCACUUUGGGCGUUUUUUUCCCUUUAUUUUUUGUAUACGUGUGCCUGAACUAUCCAGCACAGAGUUCAUACGUGCUGAUGCUGCUGCUCCCAUGUUGUAUUCAGCGGGGUCAUAUUGAUCCCCAAAUCAACCAACCAACCCCAUUUUGUCCCCUAAACCCCCUAUCCAUUAGAAAUCCACUGCAUUACUCCCUCUACCCCACUCCCAUAUCUCAAAUGUCAAUGUAAGCUAAUCUAAGGAGGUGUGGAAAAAAACUCAAAGAACACUGUCUGAGCCCUUUUUUUGAGUUUGACUGUAAACGUGUGGAUGAGUUAUAUGUUCAUGAUGACUGAGGUGUGUGUGUGUGUGUGUGUGUGUGUGUGUGUUUCCCAGAAAUGACGGAGAAAAAAAAGUUUGUCUUUAAAUUUUAUGUGUCAAAAAAAAAGCGAGGCACUUUGAAGGAACGCCUUCUUGCUUCUGCUGUAGCUCUGUUAUUGUGAGAUGACUGUUUUAUCAUUUGUUGAUGAUGAUUUUUUUUUUUCUGGUAAUGGGGAUGUUAAAAAAAAAAAAAGCUAAUCAAAAAGAAAGUUAGAAACCAGGUUUCCGGGGGGGUUUGCUUCCGGUUGCCCUGACCACACAUUAUCUGUCUUCCGCUUAUCCCAGCUGCCUGGUCAUCCUAACACUUACAAAGCUUUGGAUUGUGAAUUUACCAGUAAAUGAAUACCUCUUCUGUUUUUCUCUAUAAAACUUAUAAGAUAUGCUCUUUGGUGAGCAGAGACUCUUUCCGGGCGCCGUGUCCCCUUUGUUUUGGGACCCGGGGCCGACUGCGGUCGAUUUUAGCUGUCGAACGCAAAAUGUUGUAGCUGUGCUUAUUUCCCUGCUGGGGAAGUCUAACCAGUGCGAAAGAAGCUUUUUUUUAAAUUUUGAACAGAGGUGUGAAACCUCUGCUGUUUUGUUUUUUGUUUACUAAAACCAGUAAAGUACUGCAUUCUUCUGAGGGUGGAUUGAGAGUCAGACAGAUGAAUGAGUGAAGAGGAGGAGGAGGGUGAUGAUAAAAAGAAUGGUACAUUUGGAAGUAGUUUGAGAGGAAGUGGAGGGUUUUUUUCUUUCAAACUUCUGACUUAUGUCAGUUACUGACACUUUUUAUAUGAAAAUAUAUUAAAAAGAUGAAGAAAAAAAAAACUGAUAUUGAAUUGUUGUGUAUCAUUCGUAGUUUUCUCCUUAACGAUUUGAUUUCACUGCUUCAUCGAGGAGAUUAUAUUAGACGUGGAGAGGCCGACACAGUUCAGGAAUAAAAAACUCACAGCACAAUCGGCGUCGGUUCACUUCCACCGUUUGAGUUUAGAAAGUUAAAUAAUGGUGAGAAGACUCAUGUGAAGAGGUGGGGAGUUGUUCCAUCACCUUAUGCUCCAACGUACACUCAGCUGUUUGAUAAUGAGGCUGACUUCAUCCACAACAAUCUGAACUCAGCCUGUCAUCAGUAAGGUCCCGGGACUCGUAUGACUCAUUGAGAACCAGAGCCCUGCCCAGAGCCGUCAAAGUUUCUCUUUGCUCCUGACCAAUAAUUCGAGAUAAGGGGGAAUCCCUUGUAGGAAACUUUACCUCUCUUUUCUAUAUGCCUCGCUAUCACCUCACUGGGAAAAACCUUCAUUUCCCUGGUGAGGCUUGCUAUCUGUCUGAAGUUCAGGGUGUUUCUUAUCGAGGCCUGUGUGUUUGUUCUCACUCACCAGAGAAACUUAGUGUUAUCCUAAACUGCCUUCACUUUUUCGGUUCCUCCAGAUGAUAAAUGAAAAAGGAAACCUUGGCAUCAGCCAGCCGGCUGUCUUUCAUAUCAACGUGAGAAACUUAAUGUGCAGAACAAUGUUUGUUAUUAGCUCUGGCUAAACAAUCAUUUGGUGUUUUUUGAAACAUCGGCUUGUCUUGUGGGUGUUUAAAGGUCUAGUGUGAAAACUGGGGGAAAUGACAAUAUGGGUUUUUACAUUAAGUGCCAUUUCUGAUUUGUCUCAAUGUAAUAACUAUGUGAUUUUGAAAUGCUGUACUUUAGGUGUACUUGGUGUAACUUGUAAGCACUGCCUGGCCCCAUAUCUGUGUAAUAAAAAAGGCCAUGAGAAGCAAA